ACCAGCUGGACGGGUGCUACGUGUGGCUGCGUACGGGUUGCCGGGACGACCGCCUCAGCCUCGCCGCCCGCUACCGCCUCCUCGAGAUCAUCGAACUUCGCGCCAUGAACUGGCGACCGAACCACAACCUGGUCACUUACUACCAGAACAAGCUGCAGCACAUCGAGGCGGAGGAGGCGGCCAUGGAAGAGCAGACGGAGCUCACGGCCAUGCUCACCCCUAUCACCCCCCUUCACACUCCCACGACUCCUUCAGGUGGUGUCUUCCAGCCGCAGAUUGCAGCAGCAGCUCCUGCAUCUCUCCAAUUCACGACCUACGCACAGCCUGGCCUACUGCCAUCUGCACAGCCUGCACUCCUACCAUCUGCACAGCCUGGCCUCCUACCAUCUGCACAGCCAUUGCUGUUCACCGGCCAGUACCAGCAAACCCUCCUGCCCCUGGACCAGUACCAGCAGCAGGCACAAGUGUUGGCAGCUCCCCUGCUCUCACCAGGGGAGUUGGUGCGCAACUCGGGGAAGUUCACGAAGCCCACGCGCAUCGCGGGGAAGACUUACUGCAAGGAUGAAGUGGUCAUCCGCAACCAGGACUCCGGCAAGGUGAUGGGCAUCAAGGGCCGACGAGUGCACAUGAUAGAGGAGCUGUCGGAGACCAUCAUCUCCUUCCAGCGAGUGGCCCCAGGGGCGCGUGAGAGGCUCGUGCAGAUCACGGGCCCCACCGAGGAGAGCAUCAGCCAGGCAAAGCAGCUGAUCGAGGACACGAUAAGGCGCAACGCGUCGCCUGUCCGUGAGGCGCUGAGCCUCAGCAGCGGCGGCUCCUGCACCUUCAGCAGCAGCCCUCUGAACGGCAGCACCUCCAGCAUCGCCUCCCACACUGACGAGGACACGUCAUCCCUUAAUGGUUGUCGCCGCGGCGCCGGAACUCAGGCGUCGCCCUCAGGGGGCGACAGCGUGGGCGACUACCGCUACACCGUCGCCCACAACUCCAACGCCGUCCGUAUAACUGGCACCAACCUCACCAUGGUCAGGGAGGCCUUGGGUGAUCUGGAGGAGGCCUUGGGUGAUCUGGAGGAGGCCUUGGGUGAUCUGGAGGAGGCCUUGGGUGAUCUGGAGGAGGCCUUCACACUUGGGACCGGUCCGGUGGUGGAGGCAGCGGAGGCGGGGGGCGGCGCCCUGAGGACGCGGCGAGCGGCCUUCGCCAGGACCGUCGAGCAGCGCGCACAGCCGAGCGGUAGUGGUGAUGGGGCGCAGGGAGGUGAUGGUGGUGGUGAGCCGCGGCGCUACAGCCGCGCGGCACUCGUGGCGCUCGCCGCCGCCCCCGCCAGCCGCCGCACCCCCGCCACGUGGGGGACGGUCGUGCGCACCACCCCCGACCUCCUCAAGAAGGGCUCGGUCUAUCAGGCCGGAGUGGUGGCGACCAUGAAUGAGCACGGCGAGUCAUCCAUCAACGGGGCACCCACCUACCUCAAGCCCAGCGAUCUGCUCUUCGUGAACGAGCAGAAGAAGAGCGCUGAAGGAGGGAAGUGAAUCGUGGUGAAGUGCAUUGAAGUGACGUGAAGGGAAGAGCGGUCUUGGUUUAAUCCUCAAUAUACCAUCUAUCACGUGAAUAGAGUUAAGAUUUAUACUUCAUAACGUCGUCAAAAUUAGAUAAUCUAUAUAUUUUCCAGAUUCAUGUUUUUUCAUGUUGCUCUUGAAUUUAUAGCUAUGGUGAUGGUUAAAUCAAUCUAACAAACAACGGCAUAUCCGAUAAAAGGGUAAAGGGAAGCUCAAAGUUUGGUCAGCAAUUAUUUACACUUAGAGAAAUGAGUGAAAUCUGUCCCAAUAGCAAUGCACUUUUUAAGCUUGCGUGGGUCAUUCUGACCCAGUUUCUCCCGGCAAAAGUUUUCGAUGGACCUUAGGUAAGAACGUGUUUCGCUAUUUGAACAUGAACUAUCUAUUUUCAGAGUGUAGAGACGUUAUAAGAAACAAAUGAAGAAAAUCAAACCACGUAGUUUUGUGUAGCCUGUCAACCCCCCAUCAUCUUGCGAGGCGAAUAGUUAUAUAUUAUCGAACGCCUUAUAUAUAUAAGACUUGUUGUUAUUGUUUCAUGUUGUUACAGCAACCUCAUCUUGAAACACGUUAUGUUAUACUCGUUAUGUUUGUGCUCGAUACUGUCUAACUUUUUUGGCCAUUCAUGUUUUUAUUUGUUCAAAAAUUUUAAGCGAAUAAUUUUUUUUUGGUCGAAAGUUUCUUUCGAUUGGUUUUGUGUGAAUGUGUCGGUUAAACGCUUAUAACAAUUCACGUUUUUGCAUAAAUUUGUCGGUCAAACGUUUUCUAAAAAUUCAUGAUUUGUUCAUAAGGGAGGCGUUUCUUUCAUUUUGU
This is a messenger RNA of Hyalella azteca, 2357 nucleotides long. RefSeq lists its product as uncharacterized. Gene Ontology annotation, molecular function: RNA binding; eukaryotic initiation factor 4E binding; translation initiation factor activity. Gene Ontology annotation, cellular component: cytoplasm; RNA cap binding complex. Lineage: Eukaryota; Metazoa; Arthropoda; Malacostraca; Amphipoda; Hyalellidae. The record is from RefSeq and is a predicted model, not a curated record. Gene Ontology annotation, biological process: positive regulation of translation; regulation of formation of translation initiation ternary complex.